AUGUACAAGGCCGUCAUCCUGCCGACGCUACUGUAUGGAGCGGAGACUAGGACGGUGUACACAAAGCAGGCACGCCGUAUGAACCACUUCCACCUCAGUUGUCUUCGUCGCAUCCUGAGGCUGAACUGGCAGGAUCGAAUCCCCGACACUGGUGUGCUGGAACGAACGGGAAUCCUCAACAUCUACGCCAUUCUGAGACAAAUGCAUCUGCGAUGGAGCGGGCACCUGGUGCGCAUGGACGACGAGCAACUACUCAAACGACUCUUCUACGAAGACGUCGCGACGGGUUCUCGCCGUCAAGGAGGCCAAAUUCGCCGUUACAAGGAUACGAUAAAGUCCUCCCUGAAGCGCCUGCAAAUCAACACGGCCAAGUGGGAAGAGCUCGCACUCGAUCGACCGACCUAGCGGAGGACAGUGAAGACAGGCGCUGCGAUCUACGAAGCCAACCGCAUCGCUGCCGCCAAAGCGAAACGCGAAGCCCGCAAAUCCCAACUUCGCCCAGUACGCAACGCCGCCGCACAACCGCUUACAACGUGUCAUCAAUGUCAACGGACAUUCCGGGCUCGAAUCGGACUUGUUGGACACCUUUGGAUCAACUGCACCUCUCGAACUGCCCCAACCAUCGUCCCCCCGCCAGCCUCUUCCUCAUGCUCUCCGCCGCCAACUGAAUCUGGCAAUUCUUCUGAACCACCACUUCCAUCCUCCUCCUCCACCUCCUUCUCCUCCUCCUCCUCCUCCUCCUCCUCCACUGUUCCAACGACGGCCGCUCAGGCGAAUGUCACGCGCGCAACAACCGACACCACUAUCACCACCUCCGCCGACUCCAGCGAUGAGGAUCAGGGCUACAGUUGCCUUCACUGCGACCGCACAUUCACCUCACAAAUCGGCCUGGUCGGUUCUUUUGCGAAUCCAUCGCCCAGAGACUAG
Spirometra erinaceieuropaei is the source of this 927-nucleotide messenger RNA. The record is from the annotation of a GenBank genome assembly. Lineage: Eukaryota; Metazoa; Platyhelminthes; Cestoda; Diphyllobothriidea; Diphyllobothriidae.